This is a messenger RNA of Prorocentrum cordatum, 342 nucleotides long. The record is from the annotation of a GenBank genome assembly. Lineage: Eukaryota; Dinophyceae; Prorocentrales; Prorocentraceae.
GCUCCGCCCUCCGCCCUGGACCUCGCGCACACAGGCCUGCCCGCGCCGCCGCAAGGGCCCGUGCGCGUUGGCCCCCCGUCGCCCGUGUCUGGCACGACUCGCCCCGAGCCGCCGCCGCCAGCGCUGGACUCCGUCCACGCUGGUCCCACGCCCCCCCCGCGCGGCCUCUCGCGCCUCGGCGCAGCCCCGCCAGCGUACGGCUCGGGGCGCCUGGGCCCCGCCAUGCCCACACCCGACCCCGUGCAGGUGGGCGCGGCGCUUCCGCCGAGGUCCACGGCGCGGCUGGGCCCGCCGCCUCCCGCCUACGGCAUCACCCGGCCGGGCUCGUGGCUGCCGGCCCUG